Messenger RNA from Hyaena hyaena (striped hyena), 1430 nucleotides. It is a transcript of the gene PTGER1, whose product is annotated as prostaglandin E receptor 1. Gene Ontology annotation, cellular component: plasma membrane. The coding region runs from base 132 to 1340 and encodes 402 amino acids. The transcript is spliced from 2 exons. Gene Ontology annotation, biological process: positive regulation of cytosolic calcium ion concentration; adenylate cyclase-activating G protein-coupled receptor signaling pathway; inflammatory response. NCBI's taxonomy places the organism in Eukaryota, Metazoa, Chordata, Mammalia, Carnivora, Hyaenidae. The record is from RefSeq and is a predicted model, not a curated record. Gene Ontology annotation, molecular function: prostaglandin E receptor activity.
AGGAGAAUGCCCAUGGCAUCAAAUGGGCCCCUACGGUCCGAGCGCUAGGCCCCGCUUGACGACGGGCACUGUGCUCCUGGCCAGGCUCACCGUGUCCUCUCCUCUCCCCAGCCCCAACCCCAGCACCUGACAUGAGUCUCUGCGGGCCCCUCAACCUGAGCCUGCUGGGCGAGGCGACCAUGUGUGCGGAGCCCGGGGCCCCCAACGCGUCGGCCGGGCCGCCGUCCGGCCGGGCGGGCGCCUCGCCGGCGCUGCCCAUCUUCUCCAUGACGCUGGGUGCCGUGUCCAACGUGCUGGCGCUGGCGCUGCUGGCGCAGGCCGCGGGCCGCCUGCGGCGCCGCCGCUCGGCCGCCAUCUUCCUGCUGUUCGUCGCCAGCCUUCUGGCCACCGACCUGGCGGGCCACGUCAUCCCCGGAGCGCUGGUGCUGCGCCUGUACGCGGCGGGCCGCUCGCCGGCCGGCGGCGCCUGCCACUUCCUGGGCGGCUGCAUGGUCUUCUUCGGCCUGUGCCCGCUGCUGCUGGGCUGCGGCAUGGCCGUGGAGCGCUGCGUGGGCGUCACGCGGCCGCUGCUGCACGCGGCGCGCGUCUCCGCGGCCCGCGCGCGCCUGGCGCUGGCCGCGCUGGCCGCCGUGGCGUUGGCCGUGGCGCUGCUGCCGCUGGCGCGCGUGGGCCGCUACGAGCUGCAGUACCCGGGCACGUGGUGCUUCAUCGGCCUGGGCCCGGCGGGCGGCUGGCGCCAGGCGCUGCUCCCCGGCCUCUUCGCCGGCCUCGGCCUGGCCGCUCUGCUCGCCGCGCUCGUGUGCAACACGCUCAGCGGCCUGGCCUUGCUGCGCGCCCGCUGGCGCCGCCGCUCUCGACGGCGUCCUCCGGCGAGUGGCGCCGACGGCCACCGCCGCUGGGGGGCGCGCGCCCCCCGUUCGGCUUCCGCCUCGUCCGCCUCGUCCGUCGCUUCGGUCGCCGGCGGCCGCCCGGGCCGUGGUUCGGCGCGCAGAGCCCGCGCUCACGAUGUGGAGAUGGUGGGCCAGCUCGUGGGCAUCAUGGUGGUGUCGUGCAUCUGCUGGAGCCCGCUGCUGGUGUUAGUGGUGCUGGCGGUCGGGGGCUGGGGCUCCAGCUCCCUGCAGCGACCGCUGUUUUUGGCUGUGCGCCUCGCUUCGUGGAACCAGAUCCUGGACCCCUGGGUGUACAUCCUGCUGCGCCAGGCCGUACUGCGCCAAGUGCUUCGCCUCCUGCCCCCGCGGGCCGGCGCCAAGGGCAGCCCUGCGGGGCUGGGCCUUACCCGGAGCGCCUGGGAGGCCAGCUCGCUGCGCAGCUCCAGGCACAGCAGCCUCAGCCACCUCUAGGCGCGCAAACAGCCCCAGCGGCUAAGUCAGACCAUCCCGGGCCGGGCCCAGGUGGGUCCGAAGCGCGGAGCCCUCGGGGAAUAAAGCCAU